Messenger RNA from Dentiscutata heterogama, 525 nucleotides. The record is from the annotation of a GenBank genome assembly. NCBI's taxonomy places the organism in Eukaryota, Fungi, Glomeromycota, Glomeromycetes, Diversisporales, Gigasporaceae.
AUGCCAAACACUGAAGUAUUAGAAGUAUCAGAAAAUCCAGCAGUUCUGGAAUCAAAAAAACGGAAACUAAGUGUUUCGACUGUUUCAACUACGGAUUCUUCGAAAUUGCUCGUUAAACGUCUUAGUGAAAAGGCUAAACUACCCGUACGCGCUUCUCCACUGGCUGCUGGCUAUGAUUUGUAUAGUGCUGUAGAAAUGGUUGUUCCAGCUAAAGGAAAAGUUUUGGUUCCUACCGACAUAUCUAUUGCACUUCCCGAAGGAACAUAUGGCCGCGUCGCGCCAAGAAGCAGCUUAGCAUUGAACCAUUUCCUUGACUGUGGUGCCGGAGUUAUUGACGCUGACUAUCGUGGGCCGGUUGGCGUUCUCCUGUUCAAUUUCAAUGACAAAGAUUAUAUAGUUAAAGAAGGUGAACGUAUUGCCCAAUUAAUUCUCGAAAGGAUAUACACUCCAGAAGUAGUUGAAACUGAUGAUUUGGGAUCGACUGACAGAGGAAGUAAAGGUUAUGGAUCAACCGGUCAAUUUUAA